Messenger RNA from Rhizophagus irregularis DAOM 181602=DAOM 197198, 851 nucleotides. The record is from RefSeq and is a predicted model, not a curated record. NCBI's taxonomy places the organism in Eukaryota, Fungi, Glomeromycota, Glomeromycetes, Glomerales, Glomeraceae.
UCGGAAGCGUUACCAGAUUUAAUUAAAUAUAAUCUAAAAAACUUCAUUAAAGAAAUAUUUUAUAAAAGAUGUAUCUCAGGCGUUGAGAUAUCUAACAUGAUCGAUUAUACAGAUCUUACACCCAAAGAAAUUGAAGCUACUGUAAAAGAAUCACAAGAAUUUAUAGCAUUUAAUCCAAACACGAAACUUAUUUCAACAAAAGACGAAAAACAAAAAUCAAUUAGUUUACGUUUGAAAAAACUUUAUAUGAAAAUAUUCUCAAAUACAGAGAAUCUUUCUCCAACGGUAAAAAUAAUCCCAUUACGCAAUUUUACCGUCUGCAGGAGAUAUGAUAAACAGAAAAAUAGGAUCUUUUUAUCAAAAAUCUUUCAAGCUGCAUUCAUUCCUCGGGGAUAUUUAAAGAAUAUACAACUUAGUCCACUUGUUCAGAUUGUUAGAAACGAAAAAGAUGAUGAUAUAUUUGAUAAUCCAGCGAUGGAAGCUGCAAUUAAUUAUAAGUGGGUUCCAACAAGAAAUUAUUUCCUUAGAGUUUUUUUUAUAUAUAUUUUAUUCGCAGCUUGUUUUGCUGCGUUGGUAGGAUGUUAUUUAGGUCAUGUUGAAACAACAGGACAUUUACGCAACUUUUUAGUUUUCCUUUUUAUUCUAUUUUAUUAUUCCGGUAUUUACUUAUUCUUGGUAGAAUAUAGGCAGUUUUAACAUCAUGAUUGGAGACAUUAUGUGGAUUUCUUUAAUUUUGUAGAUUUAGCUUCAGUUGUUAUUUCGACAGCUAUGGUAUCAGUUUAUAUUACUCCUAGCUUUAAAUUAACAAAUGCAUUUGCUGAUGUUGUAGCUACAUCAAACAUAACUGCUGG